AUGUCGCGUUCCUACGACAGAGUAGACUAUGCGCUCGAGGCGGUGCGCAAGGGUACGUGCGCUGUCGGCAUCCGCGGUAAGGAUGUCGUCGUGCUUGGUGUUGAGAAAAAGAGUCUGCAGCAGCUGCAAGACCCUAGGACGGUGCGCAAGACGGCGAUGCUCGACGACCACAUCUGCCUUGCGUUUGCCGGCCUGAACGCCGAUGCGCGCGUCCUCAUCGACAAGGCGCGCAUCGAGUGCCAGUCGCACCGCUUGACUGUGGAAGACCCGGUGUCGGUCGACUUCAUCACGCGCUACAUUGCUGGUGUCCAGCAGAAAUACACCCAGUCGGGCGGUAUGCGUCCGUUUGGUAUUUCGACGCUGAUCAUCGGCUUCGACCCCAACGACACGGUUCCGCGUCUGUACCAGACCGAGCCGUCGGGCAUGUACUCUGCCUGGAAGGCGAACGCCAUCGGCCGCUCGUCCAAGACCGUGCGUGAGUUCUUGGAGAAGAACUACAAAGACGACAUGUCGCAGGAGGAGUCGAUCAAGCUCACCAUCAAGAGCCUGCUUGAGGUCGUGCAGACCGGUGCAAAGAACAUCGAGAUCGCGCUGAUGACUGGCCACGGCGAAGUGCGGACCCUCGAGUUGUCCGAAAUCGAAGAGGUGGUCAAGGCCAUCGAGGUCGAGCAAGAGGCCGAGGCGGAGCGCCGCCGCACGCGUCUCGCUGCGACGGCGAGCGCCGCGGCGUCCAUGUCGGGCGGAAAUGCGUAG
Molecule: messenger RNA, 753 nt
Organism: Malassezia japonica
Lineage: Eukaryota; Fungi; Basidiomycota; Malasseziomycetes; Malasseziales; Malasseziaceae
Gene: PRE6
Product: proteasome endopeptidase complex
Exons: 4
Coding region: 1-753 (250 amino acids)
Biological process (GO): proteasomal protein catabolic process
Cellular component (GO): proteasome core complex, alpha-subunit complex; proteasome core complex; nucleus
Source: RefSeq, a predicted model, not a curated record